Drosophila biarmipes is the source of this 908-nucleotide messenger RNA. It is a transcript of the gene Sgs5, whose product is annotated as salivary glue protein Sgs-5. Lineage: Eukaryota; Metazoa; Arthropoda; Insecta; Diptera; Drosophilidae. Bases 36 to 608 code for a protein of 190 amino acids. The transcript is spliced from 3 exons. The record is from RefSeq and is a predicted model, not a curated record.
ACGGAGCCAGUUAUACUCACGGUCACCUUAAAGAUAUGUUCCAUUUUAAAUUACUGCUUCUGUUGCUUGGUGUUUCGGGGAUAUCCUUUGCUCAUGUUGUUCAUGAGCCCGAACCAGAUCCAGAUCCCGAAACAGGUACAGAAACGGAUCCUGAAGAUCCAGAGGAUCCAGAAACAGACCCAGAGGAUCCAGACACCGAACCCGAAACGGAAACUGAAUCAAGGACCACAACUCGCACCCCACCAACAACGACCACCUCAAAGGAUUGUAAUAUAUUCUAUAAAGAUUAUGAAUGGGCUCUCCAGGAUUGCGUCUGCCGUUGUUUCCAAAACGGUUGCCUUAUGAAAAUAGAAAACGAGCAGCGACUAAGUGAUGGCAAGACACCACUUGUACCCGUUUCGAAAGAUCUGUGCCAAAGUUUUAUCAACAAAAAGUGUAGCGUGGGCUUCCCCGUGGUCGCUGAGUUCCCCAUAACAGCCCUUUGCGGCUGCAAUGGGAAGCCAGGAUCAAUCGCCACAGAGCGGUUCUACAGCCUAUGCCACCUACUCAGAUACUCAUCCGAGAACUCAAAACCAUUCAUUGCUUACUCGUAUUGUUGGCCCAUAUAACUGGCAUGCAUUCAAAUAUUAAAAACUGUUUAAGCCGUUGCUCAUAUUCAUUAAGGGUUUAUUUGGUAAUGGGGAGUUGGUCGUUUUUAUAUGCUUAAGUUUUAUUAAUUUAUGUGUUUUUGAUACAUUUAAGUGUUAUCUAUUCAGGGAAAGGGAAAUUUUAUGGAUAUUAACAAUUUUAAGCUUAAAAUGUUUUUUAAGCAUAUCACCCAACUUAACUGUAUUUUAUUAUACAUUUUAUUUAUCAGCUUUUUUUUUUUUGGCUCAAUCUGGAAAUUAUUUUAGGUAUAUCUGUUCUUG